Molecule: messenger RNA, 4215 nt
Organism: Rotaria sp. Silwood1
Lineage: Eukaryota; Metazoa; Rotifera; Eurotatoria; Philodinida; Philodinidae
Source: the annotation of a GenBank genome assembly
AUGUUUCGUUUAGUUCAAAAGUGUGAGCUCAAGUUCAAACCAACGGCUCAAAAACCAAUUGAAUAUAAGUAUGGUCCACGAUCUGUCGCCGUCGGUGAUUUCAACAAUGACACAUGUCCUGAUAUGGUUAUUGCCCAUCAUAUAGUUAACAAAAUAGCUGUUUACCUUGGAUAUGGCAAUGGCUUUUUUAAAAGUUCAAUCAAGUAUUCAACUGGUUCCUACUCAAGUCCUUACAUGGUCACAGUUGGUGAUUUCAACAAUGAUUAUCAUUUGGAUAUUGCAGUAGCAAAUUUUGGCACUAACAAUGUCGGUAUCUUUCAUGGAUUUGGCAAUGGAUCUUUCGAAAGUCAAAUAGAAUUUUCAACAGGCUUGUCUCGUCCGAUAGCAAUUAUCGGUGCUUAUUUCAACAAUGACACACUACUUGAUAUUGCCACCGCCAAUUAUGGAACUCACAGUAUCAGUAUACUGUAUCAAUAUAGAAAUGGAAGUUUUUCAUCUCCAACUACGUAUUCGACAGGUUAUGAUUCUCUUCCAUCCUCAUUAGCUGCAGGAGAUUUCAAUAACGACGACUAUCUAGAUCUCGCCAUUGCCAAUUAUGGCACAAAUGAUAUUCGCAUACUUUUCGGAAAUAGCAACACUACUUUUGCAAAGCAAAUCACUCUUUCAACUGGCUUUAGUUCUCAACCAUUCUCAAUCGCUGUUGGUCACUUCAAUGUCGACAACUUUCUCGAUAUAGCUAUCGCUAAUUCUGGAACUCAUAAAGUAUGUGUACUUCUUAACAACGGCAAUGAAAUUUUUGCUGAUCCAACAACCUAUUUCAUCGAUUCUGCUUCUCCAUAUGCGAUUACUGUCAAAGACUUCAACCAAGAUAAUCGAUUGGACAUAGUCAUCAACAAUAAAGGCACUAACAACAUAGGAAUACUUUUCGGAUAUGGAAACGGCUCUUUUGGAAAACCAGUAUUCUACUCAACUGGAUCUUCUUCUUCGAUUUCAAUUGCCAUAGAUGAUUUCAACAACGAUCAUCGAUUAGACAUCAUUGCCGUCAACAAUGACACUGGUGCGAUAGAUCUUCUCCUUGGUCAUUAUGAUGGGUUUUUAAAUCAAACAAGGUAUUCAGCUGGCUCCGGUGCACAAUCUGUAGUUAUUGGCGAUUUCAACAACGAUACUCGAUUAGAUAUCGUUGUCGUCAAUCACAAUAGCAAUGGUGUAAAUGUCCUUUUUGGAUAUGGCGAUGGUUCUUUUGCAACUGAAACAAGGUACUCGGUUGGCUCUAAUUCAUACUCUGUAGCUGUUGGUGAUUUCAACAACGACGCUCGUCUAGAUUUAGUUAUCGUCAAUUACGAAAGCAAUGAUGUGAGUGUCCUUCUUGGAAAUGCGAAUGGCUCUUUUGCAUAUCAAACAAGGUAUUCAACUGGCUAUAAUCCGUCUUCUGUAGCUAUAGGUGAUUUCAAUGACGACACUCAUCUAGAUAUCGUUGUCACCAAUUACGACAGCGAUGAUGUAAGUAUCCUUCUUGGAAAUGGGAAUGGCUCUUUUGCAAAUCAAACAAGGUAUUCAACUGGCUAUAAACCGUCUUCUGUAGCUGUAGGCGAUUUCAACAAGGACACUUGGCUAGACAUCAUUGUUGCCAACUAUUAUAGCAAUGAUGUGAGUGUCCUUCUUGGAUAUGGAAAUGGUUCUUUUGAGAAUCAAACAAAAUAUUCGGGUGGCAAUCGUGUAACAGCUCUAGCCAUUGGUGAUUUCAACAACGACACUCAAUUAGAUAUCGUUCUUGCUAAUUGGUUUGACAAUGAUAUUAGUGUCCUUCUUAGAAAUGAGAAUGGCUAUUUUGUGAAUGAAACAAGGUAUUCUGUUGGCUCCCAUCCACAAGCUGUGGCUGUUGAUGAUUUCAAUAACGACACUCGAUUAGAUAUCAUUGUUGUCAACGAAGGAAGUAAUGAUGUGAGUGUCCUCCUUGGGCAUGGCAAUGGAUCUUUUGAAAUUGACACAAGGUAUUCAGUUGGUUCUCAUCCAGAAGCUAUAGCUAUUGGUGAUUUCAACAACGACACUAGAUUAGAUAUCGUUGUUGCUAAUUUUGAUAGCAACGAUGUGAGUGUCCUGCUGCAAUCAAACAGAGGAGCAAUUGAAUAUAAAAUGGCUUUCGCACCUGGCGGCGGUUCUAGCCUUCGAUGUGUAGCCAUUGGUGAUAUGAACAGCGACACUCAUCUGGAUAUUAUUGUGGCUAAUUAUGGCACCAAUAAUAUAGGCAUCCUUUUUGGAUAUGGGAGUGGCAGUUUUGAAAAUCAAAUUAUGAUCGACACUGGCUCAAAUUCUCAUCCGAUUUCUCUCGCUAUUGGUGACUUCAAUGGUGACAAGAAAAAGGAUAUUGCUGUGGCCAAGUAUGGUACUAAACAUGUAGAUAUGAUGCUUGGAGAUGACAAAGGAACAUUUGUGAGUCAAACAAGUUAUGAAAUUGCUUUCGAUAUCCAUCCGCUAGUUAUGGCUUCUGGUGAUUUUAAUAAUGACAAACAAUCGGAGAUCGCUAUCGCUUACGAUGGAAGUGACAAUGUGGAUAUCUUUGCUGCGUACGAUCAUGGGUCUUUUGCAGCUAAAACUGAGUAUUCCAUUGGCAUUAAUCCACGUUCUAUAGCUAUUGGUGAUUUCAACAAAGACACUCGACUAGAUAUCAUUAUUGUCAACGAAGGUAGCGAUGAUGUCAGUGUCCUCCUGGGUUUUGGAAAUGGUUCUUUUGAAACUGAAACAAGAUAUUCAGUUGGCUCCUAUCCAGAAGCUAUAGCUGUUGGUGAUUUCAACAACGACACUCGACUAGAUAUCGUUGUUGCCAAUUGGUUUGACGAUGAUGUGAGUGUCCUUCUUGGAACUGGGAAUGGUUCUUUUGCAAAUCAAACAAGGUAUUCAGCUGGCUCUGAUCCACAAGCUAUAGCUAUUGGUGAUUUCAACGAUGACACUCGACUAGAUAUUGUUGUCGCCAAUUCUUACAGCAAUGAAGUAAGUGUUCUUCUUGGAUAUGGAAAUGGUUCCUUUGCGCCUAAAACAAAUUUGUCAGUUGGCUCUUAUCCAGAAGCUAUAGCUAUUGGCGAUGUCAACAACGAUAAUCGAUUAGAUAUCAUUGUCACCAAUGCGGCUGGCAAUAAUGUGAGUAUCCUGCUUGGAUAUGGUGAUGGUUCUUUCAAGAAUCAAUCAAUGUAUUCAGUUGGUAUUUAUCCACGUUCUGUAGCUAUUGGUGAUUUCAACAACGACACUCGACUCGAUAUCGUUAUUGCCAAUUAUCAUAGCAAUGAUGUGAGUGUUCUUCUUGGAAAUGGGAACGGCUCUUUUGGGAAUGAAACCAAGUAUUCAGCUGGCACUCGUCCACAAGCUGUAGCUGUAGGUGAUUUCAAUGGCGACACUCGAUUAGAUAUCGUUGUCGCGAAUGUGGCUGGCAAUAAUAUAAGUGUCUUACUUGGUUAUGGGAAUGGUUCUUUUGAGAAACAAACGAAGUAUUCAGCUGGCUCUGGUCCACUAGCUAUAACUUUUGGUGAUUUCAAUAAUGAUACUCGACUAGAUAUCAUUGUUGUCAAUUAUCAUAGUAAUGAUGUAAGUGUCCUUCUCGGAUGUGCACAUAUAAUUUUUGUAAAGCAAAUGAUACUAGUAACUGGAUAUGGUUCUUUACCACAGUCGUUAGUGAUUAGCGAUUUUAACAAUGAUGAUCUAAUGGAUAUUGGCGUCACCAAUUCACAUACCCACAAUAUUGGUAUUUUUCUUGGACAUGGGAAUAUCGUUUUUGCAAAUCAAGUGACAUAUUUAACUGACCUGUAUUCAUUCCCAUGCUCUAUGGCUGUCGGUGAUUUCAAUAAUGACACUUUUGUGGAUAUCGUCUUUGCUAGUUGUGAGUCGGACAGGAUUGGUAUUAUUCUUGGACAUGGGAAUGGCUCUUUUGGAAAUCAAACGAUGUAUUCAACAGGCUCAAAUUCGUCUCAAUACUCUUUAGCUGUUAGUGACAUUAACAACGACACUAUACAAGACGUUGUCAUCGCGAAUCAUGAUGCCAAUUAUCUAGGUGUACUUCUUGGAUAUGGCAACGGCACCUUUCGAAGCAUCAUGCUAAUUCAGUUGGACUAUAGAUCCAAUCCAUUCUCGAUUGCUGUUGGGGAUUUCAACAAUGAUAGAAAACUAGAUUUUGCCGUCGUCAAUAAUGGUACUGACAGUUUAAAUAUUCUCUUGCAGACUUGUUAG